This is a messenger RNA of Boeremia exigua, 1353 nucleotides long. Its product is annotated as homocysteine S-methyltransferase. NCBI's taxonomy places the organism in Eukaryota, Fungi, Ascomycota, Dothideomycetes, Pleosporales, Didymellaceae. The record is from RefSeq and is a predicted model, not a curated record. Gene Ontology annotation, biological process: S-methylmethionine cycle. Gene Ontology annotation, molecular function: S-adenosylmethionine-homocysteine S-methyltransferase activity. The coding region runs from base 196 to 1182 and encodes 328 amino acids. The transcript has a single exon.
AUGUUGUAGCACCGUGCGAUAUUUGGUGGCAUGUGCCUGGGCUUUGGAUGACAGUGAAGUUCUGAACGAGUCGGGCCUUUCCCCAGAGUUCCACCCCGAACAUCGGCACGCAAUCGGCGUAGCUUUCGCCUUUCUAAGACCAGAGUUUGUACCAUCGACCUCGAAAAAUCCAGCAGACUAAACAACAUACCCAAUAUGCCAGUAUCUCAAAAGUUCUCCGCGCAUCUCAAUUCUCCAGUCAUUCUGGACGGGGCAUUGGCUACCUAUCUGGAAACAUUGGGUGCAGACAUCUCUGGUGCUCUUUGGUCGGCAGACAUUCUACUCCAGAACCCCUCUCUGAUCAAACAAACACAUUUGGACUACUAUCGAGCCGGCGCCCAGGUCGCCAUCACAGCAUCUUACCAAGCGUCCCUCGCAGGACUCAGCAAACACCUCAAUUUAGAUGAAGAGGAGGGAAAAGAUGUUGUGCGAAAGAGUGUAAAAUUGGCGCAAGAAGCGAGAGACCAAUGGGUUGAAGAGCACACCAAAGAUUCGAGUUCGGCAGAGAAGUCCCGCAUCCGAAAUCGUCUCUUCGUAGCAGGCAGCGUAGGACCAUACGGCGCGUUUCUCGCCGAUGGCAGCGAGUACCGCGGCGACUACCAGCUCGCAAAAGACGACAUGAAAACCUUCCACCGCGGCAGAAUUCAGGCUCUGGUCGACGCCGGCGUAGAUGUGCUCGCGUGCGAAACCAUCCCCAGUCUGGGCGAGACGCAGGCCCUGAUCGAGCUGCUGCAGCAGGAAUUCCCGGACUCGGAGGCCUGGUUCACGUUCACGCUGCGCGACGCAGACCACAUUGCCGACGGCACGCCGCUGGCGCAGAUUGCAGCGCUUUUUGACGACGCGCCGCAGGUCGUAGCCGUGGGGUUCAAUUGCACGCCAGAUGACGUUGGUCUUGCGGGGCUGCGGGCGCUGAAGCCGUUGCAGGAAGGGAAGCGCUGGGUGAUGAUUGUAUAUCCUAAUUCGGGCGAGCAGUGGAAUGCUGCUGCACGGGAGUGGGAGGGGCAGAGGACGGAGGGGGGUCAGCUGGCGGCGAAGACAAGGCAGUGGGCUGAUGCGGGAGCGGUGUUGGUGGGUGGGUGUUGCAGGACGACACCGGAGGAUAUCGGGGUUAUGAGGGAUGUGCUGCAGCCGGGAAGUGCCUGAGACUUUCGGCUGAGCUGGUUGUAUUGGCUUGUAUGUGAUGUGACAUACUCCGCGGUGUACCUUCGUGCGCGGAUAGCUAUGGUAUCUAGACAAGCAGACCUUUUGGAGGUCGAGGCCCUGCUGUAGGCUUCAUCGUCCAGCCCGGCUAUGCCACUGGAUGUGCUCCAAUAC